Molecule: messenger RNA, 3773 nt
Organism: Tachyglossus aculeatus (Australian echidna)
Lineage: Eukaryota; Metazoa; Chordata; Mammalia; Monotremata; Tachyglossidae
Gene: TTF2
Product: transcription termination factor 2
Exons: 23
Coding region: 20-3439 (1139 amino acids)
Molecular function (GO): ATP-dependent chromatin remodeler activity; zinc ion binding; ATP binding
Source: RefSeq, a predicted model, not a curated record
CGGAUCGCCGGGCGCUGCCAUGGAGCCGGUGCCCUGCCACCACCACGGCUCCCUGUGCCUCCUCAAGACCGGUGUCCGCGACGGCCCCAACCGAGGGAAAAGCUUCUUCGUAUGCCGGACCCCGGGCUGUGCCUUCGUGCGUCCCAGCGACAUUCCUGCCUCUCACUGCUUGAUCCAUGAAAACUCCGUUGUGGAACUACAGGCUCUGCUUCAGCCUCAGGGCAAGAAAGAAUACCGAUUGUACUACCGCUGCAGCCGGGGUCGCGGGGAGAAGCAGCACUGGUGUGGCAGCAUUCCCUGGCAGAGCCCUGAUGUCCGAGACCUGACCAAGACCGAGCAAGCCCAAGGGGCCACUGAGAGGCUCCGUAACCUGCCCCCCAACCACCCACGGAAUCCUUUCCGUGUCCUUGACAAGAAUCAGGAACCCUCCCGCUGGGGCCAGCUGAGCACCGGAGAAGGAGAGCGGAAGCGGGUGGAAGUACAGGAGGUGAAGCAAAAUCCCAAAUUGACUGAGGAGGAGGAACAGCAGCAGAGAUGGCAGAGGGCGGAGCAGCUGAGCAGAAGGCCAGGCAAGACAGGGGUGGGCGAGGCGGAGAGAGCCAUUCCCCCGUGCUCAGUUGGUGCUGGGGAAACUCCUGCCCAGAAGGACCCCUCAAAGCUCGGGGCAGAACGACCCCCUGGUGUGAGGCCAGAGGAGCCCUCGGCCUUCUCAAAGCCAGACGAGACCAAGGCCAGAGACCGGAGUGACCGGGAACUCAAGAGGUGUGAUCCUCCAAGAGAGGCAGCCCCUGGCGGUGGACGCGCUGGUGAUGAACCUCGGGAAGAGAAGCCGUUCAACAGCGAGCGGUCGUGGGGCCACCCGGCCGAUCUGGCCGAGGAGCCGGGCCAAGGGCAGGCUGCAGCGAAGAGCCUUGGGGACACCGGCGGGGACAGUGGCCAGGGUAGACCCGGUGCUCAGGGAGCUCCCACUCAGAGAGAGCCACCGGGUGACCGUUGGAGAGAGAACGAGAGUAGUAACAGUGAGGAAGAAGAGGGGGUGGCUUUAUUGUCUAAGAAGCCAGGGCACAGGCCGUGCCCCGGCCCGGUUCUGGAUUUGUGUCAGGACCGUAAGGAAGCGUCCAGCAGUGCUGGGCAGAAGACGAUCCCAUCCUUCCCCGGGUUCCAGAAGAACCCCCCGCAGGCAGAACCUCUGGACCCCAGAGCCCAGCAUGGGCUUCUCACGGCACAACUCAAGCAGAAAAAGAGCACACUGGCCUCGGUGAACAUCCAGGCUCUGCCGGACAAGGGCCAGCGGCUGCUGAAGCAAAUUCAGAUGUUGGAGGAAGCUCUGAGCUCCCUCACUCUUCCCAAAGAAGCUCCCGAAGAGCAGGCCCCAGAUGCUGUGCAGAGCCGUUCCCAGGACCCUCUCAGCAAGUCCGACCCUGAACCGGCCUCUAGGCAGGCCCCCAAGCCACCUCAGCCCCCCAGUGCCCUGGGACUAUCUGCGCCCCAGCAGGCGGGCCCUGGGCACUCCCGUCACCACCAAGGAGGUGAUGUCCAGGAGCACAUCUGGGCGGUGUGGAAACGCACCAGCGAAGCCAUCGACCACCUCCAUAAAUCCCUGGAGACGCGCCCCACAACAGAGACCGAGGCGGAAGACCCUCCUGGGCUGAAGGUGUCUCUGCUGCUGCACCAGAGGCAGGCGCUGGCAUGGUUGCUGUGGCGGGAAAGUCAGAAUCCCCAGGGAGGAAUUCUGGCUGAUGACAUGGGUCUGGGGAAGACCCUGACGAUGAUUGCCCUCGUCCUCACUCAGAAAAAUCGGGAGCAGGAGAGAGAUGUGGGUGGGAAGCCGGCGCUGUGGAUCUCUAGAGAUGACUCCUCCGUCUACACUUCCCGAGGGACCCUGAUCGUCUGCCCUGCCUCACUGAUCCACCACUGGAAGCAGGAAGUGGAGACCCGUGUGGACCGCAGCAGGCUCAGGGUCUAUCUGUACCACGGGCCCAACCGGGACCAGCGAGCGAAGGUCCUGUCUGGGUAUGACCUCGUGAUCACCACGUACAGUCUGCUGGCCAAGGAGGUGCCCACAGCGAAGGAGCAGGGAGAUGUCGCUGCUGCCGACCCUGAUCUGGGCCCAGAGAACUCUUUGUCUCCGCUCCUCCGGGUCGCCUGGGACCGUGUCAUCCUGGAUGAAGCCCACAGCAUCAAGAACCCUCGCGUACAGACCUCACUGGCCGUGUGUAAGUUGAGGGCUGCAGCUCGCUGGGCUGUGACCGGCACACCCGUCCAGAACAACCUGCUGGACAUGUACGCCCUGCUGAGGUUCCUCCGCUGCUCUCCCUUUGACAGCUUGAAGCUGUGGAAGAGCCAGGUGGACGACGGCUCUCGGAAGGGAGCCGAGAGGCUGAACAUCCUGACCAAGAGCCUGCUGCUGCGGCGGACAAAGGACCAGCUGGACUCGGCCGGCAAGCCUCUGGUCUCACUUCCCCAGCGCCACAGCCAGUUGCACAGGCUACAGCUCUCUGACAGCGAACAGGCUGUGUACAACGUCCUGUUUGCCAAGUCCAGGUCAACCCUACAAUCCUACUUAAAACGGCAUGAUGCGGACAGCAGGCCAGCUGACAAGAGCCUCACCAACCCAUUCGACAGAGUGGCCCAGGAGUUCGUGUCUGGAGGUGCAGGACCCAGUGGGACAGAGGCCCAGAGCUCCAGCACCGUCCACAUCCUAUCCCUGCUGCUGCGGCUUAGGCAGUGCUGUUGCCACCUCUCCCUGCUGAAGACGGCCCUGGACCAGACGGAACUGAAGAACGAAGGGAUCUCCCUGUCGCUGGAGGAGCAGCUCAGGGCUCUGACCUUGACUGAGCUUCACAGCCCAGAUCCGGACUCCACCGUCUGCCUCAAUGGCACCCGCUUCCAGGCGAACCUGUUUGAGAUGACUUGUGAGAGCAGCAAGAUAUCCUGUCUCUUAGCUGAACUGGAGGCCAUCCGGAGACAGUCCCAGAGAAGUGUCAUUGUAUCGCAGUGGACCAGCAUGUUGAAGAUCGUGGCUGUUCACCUCCAGCGACUUGGACUGUCUUUUGCCGUGGUGGAUGGCUCUGUCCAUCCCAAGCAGAGGAUGGACCUGGUGGGGGCCUUCAACACUGACCCCAAGGGGCCCCAGGUAAUGCUGAUUUCGCUCUUGGCCGGCGGCGUGGGACUCAACUUGACUGGGGGGAAUCACCUCUUCCUUCUGGACAUGCACUGGAACCCAGCGCUCGAGGACCAAGCCUGUGAUCGUAUUUACCGUGUGGGGCAGCGGAGAGAUGUGGUCAUCCACAGGUUUGUCUGUAUGGGGACAGUAGAAGAGAAGAUUGCACAGCUCCAAGCCAGAAAGAAAGACCUGGCCAAGCAGGUGCUGACGGGAACUGGCUCUGCCUUCACCAAACUCACCCUGGCAGACCUCAGAGUCCUCUUUGGCAUCUGAUCCCGUCACUGAGCAAGGGCACUGCUGGCCCACAAGGGGCCACGUGUAAAAGCUGGGAGCCCGGUCUUCCCACCAGAGGCUUCUGCCAGAAAGCGCCCCAUGACGGUCAAGCUGCCUCCGGCUCUGUUCUCUUACUGUCCCUCCAGCUAGCCCCGUUGCCCCUGACUUGACACUCUUCCUCUCGCCGGUCACACUGGCCCUUGGUAUCCACCCUUCCUCUAGGGGACCGGAGAGGCAGACUCAAGUCAUCGUAGGGCAGUAAAGACCUCUCUUCAAAGCCUGGGUGCUUUCUGGAGAAGCAGAAGAGUGGGACGCUGGAGAGGGAAAAAAAUAA